AUGAAGCCAACCAUGACGAAAGCCAGCAGCAUGAGUGAGGAGCCAGUGCAGGCCAGGGAUGUAGGUGGCAUCCAAAGUGGAUCCUGUACACCUUGCAUUUUCUGGGUCUCAGCUCGUGGUUGCGCCAGGGCGAACUGUGAUUUUGCCCAUCUUCGACAUCAUCCGAAGCCGGAAGACUAUGUGCGCCCAAGGAGGGCCAAGCGCGAUGCAAUGAAGCAGACAAUUUUUGAGCACUUCCUAGUGCCAGAUGAAGAUGACAGGCACAGGCUCUUGCAGGAGGAGGCGGCAAAACAUCCUUUCGCCCGCAAUUUCGUCAAAGGGCUCUUGGACAACCUUGCCUUCAAUGUCCGAACAGUGGGUCAAGAUGUUGUUGUGUCCCUGUAG
Messenger RNA from Durusdinium trenchii, 384 nucleotides. The record is from the annotation of a GenBank genome assembly. Lineage: Eukaryota; Dinophyceae; Suessiales; Symbiodiniaceae.